AGCUUAUAUAUCUUCGACGUGAAGUACUCAGAAAGCAAGCAGUGUUUGUGAGAAGUGAGAAGUAGCUUAGCAAAUUCGAAAAGAGUGAGAGAGAGAAUGGCAUCGGAGCAGGAAAGAAGGGAUCCACAGAAGAGACAAGAGCUGGACGCGAAAGCCAGGCAGGGAGAGACUGUUGUUCCUGGUGGAACUGGUGGCAAGAGCCUUGAAGCUCAAGAACACCUGGCUGAAGGGCGCCAGCGUGGAGGCGAGACCAGGAGGGAGCAGCUGGGACAUGAAGGGUACCAGGAGAUUGGUCACCACGGAGGCGAGACCAGGAGGGAGCAGAUAGGUCAUGAAGGGUAUCAUGAGAUGGGGAAGAAAGGAGGAUUGAGCACCAAGGACAAGUCUGGAGGAGAGCGUGCUGCUGAGGAAGGGAUCCCAAUUGACGAGUCCAAGUACAAAACUAGGACUCCUUGAUGUGUGUUCAAAGCUCAUGGCGGCUUCUGACUAGGCUUUUGUUUUGUGUUUUCUUUUCUGCGUGUCCUGUAACGUAGAGUUGUAGAAAUGGUUCCCAGUGUCUUCGUAGGAAGGUGUACGUGGUGCUUCUGUUCAUGCUUCCCGUUCAAGUUUGUAGAUGUAUUCGUGUCUUAUGAGUCCUAAGAGAAGCACCUAUGUGGGUGACUUCUUGUUGUAAGUUGGGUUUUUAUUUUGAGUGUCGACAUUGUUUAAACAUCCUUCCAAGUUCCCCAGUGAAUGCAUUUCUUCUUCUUAAUUUCUUGUUAA
Molecule: messenger RNA, 762 nt
Organism: Rosa rugosa (rugosa rose)
Lineage: Eukaryota; Viridiplantae; Streptophyta; Magnoliopsida; Rosales; Rosaceae
Product: carrot ABA-induced in somatic embryos 3
Exons: 2
Coding region: 97-456 (119 amino acids)
Biological process (GO): response to abscisic acid
Cellular component (GO): cytosol
Source: RefSeq, a predicted model, not a curated record